UGUUGAGCCAGUCUCUUCCCAGCGGCUGGGGACUCAGCCUGUCUGUAUGAGUGUGUGUGCUAACCAGAGGACAGAGCAGAUCUAUUCUGCUUCUUGUCCCCAGUAAGAGUGUAGUGCAGUUAACAUAGGGACAACUUAUUGAAAUGAAAAUGAGCUUAAAAGCAUCAGUAGUGAUUGUGAGUGUGGUGAUAGCAGCAACAGCAGUUUUGGCUCUUGAAAAUGGAUUGGCCAGAACACCACCCAUGGGAUGGCUUGCCUGGGAGCGCUUCCGCUGCAACACUGACUGCAAAAAUGAUCCCGACAACUGUAUCAGUGAAAAAUUAUUCAGGACCAUGGCAGACUUGGUGGUGUCAGAAGGAUAUGCGGAUGUAGGAUAUGAAUACAUCAAUGUGGAUGACUGCUGGUUGGAAAAGGAGAGAAGCUUUUCUGGUCAGCUUGUAGCUGAUAGGCAGAGAUUCCCAAGUGGUAUGCGGGCUCUUGCUGACUAUGUGCACUCUAAAGGACUUAAGUUUGGAAUUUAUGAGGACUUUGGCAACUACACUUGCGCGGGCUACCCCGGAGUUUUGGGCUACUUGCAGCUAGAUGCGCAGACCUUUGCUGAGUGGGAUGUUGAUUAUGUUAAGCUGGAUGGGUGCUAUGCCCACCCGAGUGAAAUGGACAGAGGUUACCCUGAGUUUGGAUACCAUUUGAAUCGCACUGGUCGUCCCAUGAUCUACUCAUGCAGUUGGCCUGUCUAUCAGAUCUAUGCAGGAAUGCAGCCAAACUUCUCUUCUAUUAUUGAGCAUUGUAAUCUUUGGCGCAACUAUGAUGACAUUCAGGAUUCCUGGAAAAGUCUUGAAACAAUCUUUGAUUACUAUGGUGACAAUCAAGAUGUGAUCAUUCCCAAUGCAGGACCUGGUCAUUGGAAUGACCCUGACAUGCUCAUCAUUGGCAACUUUGGUUUGAGCUAUGAGCAAAGUAAGACUCAAAUGGCUCUGUGGGCUAUCCUUGCUGCCCCUCUGCUUAUGUCUGUCGACCUCAGAACAAUUAGGCCAGAGUACAAAGCUAUCCUGCAGAACAAAAAAAUUAUUGCUGUUGACCAGGAUCCUCUGGGAAUCCAAGGCCGACGAAUCUACAAGCACUCCGGCAUUGAGAUUUGGGCUCGCCCCAUCACCCCUACCUUCCAGAACUACUACUCCUAUGGCCUUGCCUUCGUGAACCGUCGUGUGGAUGGCACACCUUCUGACAUUGCUGUCACUCUUCAGGAACUGGGACUUUACAACCCUGGAGGCUAUGCAGUUGAGGACCUGUAUGAAGAUGUGAGCUAUGGAGUCCUGACUCCCCAGACCAAGAUCAAAGUCAAAGUAAACCCAUCUGGCGUGGUCAUCCUUCGUGCUGACGUUCGACCCACAAGAGCUCUCGCCCAGCAGUUCCUAGAGGCGCGCACUCCAUAUGAUCCAUAUCAGCAAGUUUUCCAAGUGCGCCGCAGUAGCUUUCAGAAGAAAUAAAUUAUUUUAAGUUAUGUUUUUUGCCUUAUUGUGGCUGACUUUGAUAUCAUUUUAAAAUUGGAAAAGAAUUGUGUAUGUGAAAUGGACCAAUGUUUCAUGCUUCACCAAGCUGUCUUUAAUUUAAGUGCUUCUGGCUUAGGUCACUUUGUGUGCAUAAUUUGUCUGGCUUCAAGUUUCCCAGUAAAACAUGGCUGUGCCCAUCAUUGAUGUGCAUCAUUUCAACUGAAUUUCACAGACAGCUGGUGAGAAAUUAAGACUGCUUAAAACAAAAAUGAUAUUGAAGCAUCCUUUUUACUGUAGUUUUUCAAACAACGAAGCAAAAGUGCAAUAUUAUUGUUGUUACUUCAUUCUGAUUUAUCUUUCCUAUAAUUAAUAUAUCUGAACCUUCUCAGGUAAGAAGGCCAAAUACAUUUCCUCGACCUUUUUCAGCUCAGAGUUGUAUAUUUAUGACAUAACUGAAUCAUGAAGAGACUGAUGAGGUAUUUAACAGUCAAGCUGAGAGGAAGUUUACCAUACCCUUAAUUAAAAACAUAGUGACUACUCUUUUUUAUUAUUUUUCCUCCAAAAAUUAGUGUUUUAAAACACUUUUUUUUUUACUUUGUGUGUGCUACCUAUGGUUUGGCCAACUGAGUUACACAUUUUGUGCCAUUCUUGUAAACAUGCAGUUUGGUGGUUUCAUAUUAAUCAUCCAAACAGCUGUUCAUCUUGUAGAGACUUGUCCUGCCCUUGUAGAAUGUUGUAUUGUAAAUAUAAAUGUGAAAAGAGACAGUUGCAACAUGCAAUCAAAAUGUGACAAGUCUGUAUUAGAUGUAAAGCAUCAGUUGUUACAGGUCAUGGCAUAGGUCAAGCCUGGUGUAAAAAUGUGAUAAAACAAAUUGAAUUUGUGUUUUGUUCUUAAGAUUAUUUGUUUUAUAUUAAUGUAUGAAUUGUGCACCAGUAUUCAGAGGGAAUUUAUGCAUUUAUGUGUGUAUGAAUGUUUGUAAGUAAUUGUGUUGUAUUUGAGGAUUCACAAACUGGGUGCCACUUGCAAAGCUAGAUUUAACUUUUUUUAUACCAAUACAGUACUUUAUUACAGCUACUAGUUGUUUUAUACAGUUAUUUAUGUUAACUGAUGUUUCUCUUUUCAAAUUAUAUUUCUUCAAAUAUUUUUGUUUGUUUGUUCGUUUACUUGCCUGUGAGGCAAACCUUAUAGACUUCUUUCUGUUUUGUAUGAUUUUUUUUGUUGAAACUGAGAUAACUGGAUUUACUGUAAAUAUUUAAAAAUUGUUGUGUAUAUGAGUGUGCAUCAAAAUGGACUUGAUUCUUAUUUAUAAACUCCAUGUGUAUGUUAGUUUUGUGGUAAAGUGUUAAGACAUAAAAUCCUCUGUGUACAUGCAUAUAUAUCAUUUUUACCUUAUGUGAUCUUUGCAUAGUUGUAUUAACACUAGGCACAAUUUGUCUCUUCAUUCCAUAUAUUCCUAAUUGGAAUGAAUAGUUUUACAUCCUUGCAGUUAGAUUGUACCCACCGUCAUUCAACUUUUGUAGCUGCGAUGCUACAUUACAAACUGGAGCAAAACUGGAGAUGAUCGGAUGAAUGGCUAUGUUGUUACAAAAUAAAAUUUAAAAGAAUCAA
Thrips palmi is the source of this 3099-nucleotide messenger RNA. Its product is annotated as alpha-N-acetylgalactosaminidase. The transcript is spliced from 9 exons. Lineage: Eukaryota; Metazoa; Arthropoda; Insecta; Thysanoptera; Thripidae. Gene Ontology annotation, molecular function: alpha-galactosidase activity. Gene Ontology annotation, biological process: glycoside catabolic process; glycosylceramide catabolic process; oligosaccharide metabolic process. Gene Ontology annotation, cellular component: cytoplasm. Bases 144 to 1487 code for a protein of 447 amino acids. The record is from RefSeq and is a predicted model, not a curated record.